Ricinus communis (castor bean) is the source of this 1481-nucleotide messenger RNA. Its product is annotated as protein SENSITIVE TO PROTON RHIZOTOXICITY 1. Gene Ontology annotation, biological process: response to acidic pH; response to aluminum ion. Bases 237 to 1334 code for a protein of 365 amino acids. NCBI's taxonomy places the organism in Eukaryota, Viridiplantae, Streptophyta, Magnoliopsida, Malpighiales, Euphorbiaceae. The record is from RefSeq and is a predicted model, not a curated record. The transcript has a single exon.
ACCCCUGUGCCCCACUCCCAUUAGAAAUCAACAUCCAGCCGCCAAGUUCGCCGAUCCAUUGCUAUUUCGACGGUUGAUCUAUGACUAGAACACCACGUGUACAUUUGUCGCGGGCCUGCUGUUACAACUACGUCGUUUUGGAGUUAUCGUGCGUCCCUCAAAGUCAAUUCUUACAGAGUUAUCUACUUCACUGACAGAAAUAGACGCCUUUGCAUUUGCAGAGAAACAAUCCAAAAAUGUCGAAUUCCGGCCAGUCUAGCCGCGCUCCAGCGGCUAAUUUGGACCCACGGGUCCCACUCCUGAAACUGUCAAUGGUGCGGGAGAGAAUGGAUUCUCUGCAGCAAUUUCUUUCAAAUUCGGUGAACAGCAACGCUUUAAUGAGUAAAGAUGAGAUGGAUAUGGUCUCAGCAGAGAUAUCAACGGCAAUCCAACAGAUUAUUGUGAAUGGUACUGCUCUACUUUCGUGUUCCCAAUCUGUUGACAAACAUUCAGAUCUGAAAACUCAAACAAAAAUCACUAAUCAAUCAGAGAAUAAGAAGUCGAGUCUAGAAGUAGAGGACAAGGAUGAUCUGGAUUUGGAAUUGGAUAGUGAUAUCGUAGAGAUGGACGCAGUUGAAUUACUUGCAGAACAUGUUCAUUUCUGCGAGAUUUGCGGGAAGGGUUUCAAGCGAGACGCUAAUUUAAGGAUGCAUAUGCGUGCCCAUGGGAACCAGUUUAAAACUCCGGAGGCUUUAUCAAGGCCUGAUAAAGGGAACGAGUUUUUAGCGACGGGGAGGAAAAGGAGAUUCUCGUGUCCGUACGAAGGAUGUAAUAGGAACAAGAAGCACAAAAAGUUCAGGCCUUUAAAGUCUGUGGUUUGUGUAAGGAAUCAUUUUAAGAGGAGUCAUUGUCCGAAGAUGUAUUCUUGUAAUCGUUGUAAAAAGAGGAGUUUCUCUGUGGUUGCUGAUUUGAGGAGUCACUUGAAGCAUUGUGGCGAGUCCAGAUGGAGGUGCUCUUGUGGGACUACUUUUUCGAGGAAAGAUAAGCUCUUUGGUCAUAUGACUUUGUUUGAAGGACACAUGCCUGCUGUUGUUGGGGAAGAUGAGGAUAAGGAUAAGGGCAAGAGUGGGGCUGUAGCUGUAGAGGAAGAUGAGGAGGAGGAAGGGGGGGUUGUGAAAGGGGAGAAAUUGAUCGGGAAUUGUAUGGAUAAUGACUUAUUUGAGGGUUUGCUUGAAGGGUUUGGUUCUUUUGAUGAGUAUAAUUUGCAGGAUGUUUUUUUUGAGUCUCCUAGUAACAGCAGCAACAACAACAACAAUUGGGGUCAUGAUGAUUUUUAUGGUUUUAGCCAGUCUUGAUUGAUCAGGUACAUGCUUGAUGUUGGCCAUGAUUGAUACAUCUGUUGUUGUUGGGUGAAUAUCUAUAUUAUUCUUUUACUGAGUACAUUAAUUUUUGUAAUUAUAGCUUAUUUCUUGAAUAAUUUCUGACUUGCUUGUUCCUGGAAA